Calliphora vicina (urban bluebottle blowfly) is the source of this 8428-nucleotide messenger RNA. It is a transcript of the gene Prosap, whose product is annotated as prosap. The record is from RefSeq and is a predicted model, not a curated record. Lineage: Eukaryota; Metazoa; Arthropoda; Insecta; Diptera; Calliphoridae. Gene Ontology annotation, cellular component: postsynaptic density; postsynaptic membrane; dendritic spine. The coding region runs from base 2348 to 8215 and encodes 1955 amino acids. Gene Ontology annotation, molecular function: ionotropic glutamate receptor binding; synaptic receptor adaptor activity. The transcript is spliced from 14 exons.
ACGGCUAAAACGUUUAAAUAUUUGCUGUGUUUUUUUUUUAUAUUUGUAAAGCAAAAAAUAAUAAAAGAAAGAAGGAAAAAAAAUCAAAACAAAUUGUUAGUGUUCUAAAGUGUUUGAUAAAACAAUUUGUUAAUAAAUUCUUAAUCAAUUUUAACGGUAUAUAAAGAAUUUAAAAAGCAAACAAAAUAAUAAUUGAAACAAAAAAGAUACAAAGAAAUUUCAGAAUUAGUUUAAAGAAAGAAAAGGAAUUUUUACAGAAAUUUCCUUUGUUGUUGCUAAAAAGGAAUAAGAAGAAGAAGAAGCUAAAAAUAAUUUCAUAUAAGAAAAAAAGUAUUUGGGAGCAGAAAAAGUGUUCUUGUUAACAGAAAUUUUACACAACAGAAAAUUGAAAUAAAUACAAAAAAAAAGAAAAUAAAUCUUUGGAGAAAAAAGUGCAAAAACCGGUUCCUAAGCAAGUAUCCACACUUGAGUUUCAAACGUAAGAAACUAAAAAACAACAACAACAACAAACAUAUUUAUAGCAAUCAGCAUUCAAUACAACAACAACAACAUCGGUAGUAGCGGCAGCAGCAAAAGCAACAAAAUAUUUUUUGUGUGAGUUUGACUUAUAUGGCCAUUUGUGUGACUUGGCUGGCUUACAUUGGCCCACAAGCCAAACUGGACAAAAAUCUUAAUGUAAUAAAAUAAUAACAAAGCAACAACAACCAAGCAACCAACCAUUAUUAUUUGUAUUUUACUUUGGAUGCUGGCUGACUGGCUGGUCUCGUCUGUUUAGGCCGAAAGUGUGUGAGCCAAGAAGUUUAAGUACCACAAGCUUCAUUACGAAAAAAAUCGACAAAAAAAACAACAAAAACACACUCUAAAUACGAAUAACAAGAUAAAGAAAAAGUUGAUAAAAAAGAAUAUGAAAAAAAAUCUAUAAUAAACUAAACGUUUAUUAACCAAAUAAAGUGUCUAUGUAGAAGGGGAAAAAAUGUUCUAAAAAAAGUUAUAACAAAUCUAACAAAAAGUGUUUUUAUGUUUAAUAAAUUUAAAAGAAGUUUUAUAAAAUUAAACACUUAAAUAAAAGAAAAAUUCCAUUUCAAACAAAAAAAUCUCCACCCAAAAAGGAAAAAUUUAAGAAAAAAAAUAUCUAAUUUACUAGCAAGAGCAAAACAUCAUCAUAAUAAGCUCCUUUUAUUAUACAGCGCCUGAGCUCUAACUCUCUUUUAAGCUCUCGCUCUCUCAAAACAAAAAAUCCUUUAAAAAAAUCAAGUGUUACAAAAAACCCCCCUAAAAAGAAAAAUUGUUAAGGCAAAAAAGAUAUCAAAUCAAAAUAAAAACAAAAAACAAAAAAAACGUAAACAAAAACAAAUAUUUUCCAUUUUUUACCACCCACCCUCUGCUGCUCACACACACACACGUACACAACAGAAAACCAGCAAAAUCAACAAAACAACAAGGAACCUCACUCACUCUCCUUGCUGGCUUGCAAAAGAAAAAGCUCUCUUUUGUGUGUUUGUGUCUCUCAAAUGUGUAGAGUUAAAUUUAUCAUUAUUCCGGUAUUUUAUGCUGCAAAAAAAGUUUUAUCGUCGUCGUCGCUGUCUUCGUCGUUUAGUCGCAUGUAGAAUAUAGAAAAAAAGGUUAGUAGACAUGAAAAUCACAGCAGCAGCAACCAUCGUUACGAAAGAAUUCUAAUUUAUCAAAAUAAUGCAACAUUUAAAGACCUCCAGAGGCAGCAAUUACUAAGAGCAACAUCAUUAUCAUUUAAAAAAUGUUAAUAAUGAUGAUGUUAAUGAUGAACAACAUCAUCAUAAGUAAAUUUCAUCACUAAAUUUUAAAAAAGCGGCAUUUUUUCAUAAAAUACCUAAGCCUGAAUUUCUAAUGGGAAGUUUUGGAAUAAUUGGACAGUUAUAAACACAUUUAAAAUGUUUACUCUACGAAAACAAAUGGCAUGCGUUUCUGCAACAGCUAUUAAAUAAAAACGAACAAAAUCAACCGGUUAUUUUAAUCUAAUUAAUAAAGCAAAUAUUUAGAUAAUGAAAAGCAGCAACAAAAAUUAACUUAAACAUAAAACAAAGUUCAUUAAGUGCGGAAGAAUAGAGAAUCAUUUGUUUAUGAAAACUUUCGUUCACACAUCAUUACGAAACAGAAAUUAAGAACGAUAAACACAUUCUUUUUUUUCUUUUAAAUAAACGAAUUUCUAGAAUAAUAAGUGAAAAAAGAAUUUGGAAAAUUGGUGUUGAGAAACAUUUAAUUUUUUUUUUUAUAAAAAAAAUAAUUGAAAUAAAACGUAAAAAUAUAAAAAACAUUCAAAAUUACGUCGUAUCACCCACCCACACCCAAAGUCAAACAAAACCCGGCCAACAUGGACAACAGUUCAGGGCCGGGAUUUGAUGAUGAACCACCGCCAGAGCCACGAGAUGGCUGGAUACUGGUGCGCGUACAUGUGCCCGAAUUAAAUGUCUACAAGUGUCUGCAAUUUCCCUCCGACAAAUUGGUCUGGGAUGUUAAACAACAAGUAUUAGCCUCAUUACCAAAGGUGGCUUUUUGGUUUAAGGAACUGAAAGAGAGCUUUAACUAUGGCCUCUUUUGUCCACCCUCCAAUGGUAAGGCUGGCAAAUUUCUCGAUGAAGAACGACGUUUGGGCGAUUAUCCUUUUAAUGGUCCUGUAGGCUAUUUGGAGCUCAAAUAUAAACGUCGUGUUUACAAAAUGUUAAACCUAGAUGAACGCCAAUUGAAGGCGUUACAUACACGUGCCAAUUUGCGACGUUUUUUAGAGUGCAUCAAUGGUGGUCAUGUGGAGAAAAUCGCAAAAAUGUGUGCCAAAGGGCUGGACCCAAAUUUUCAUUGUCCCGAAAGUGGCGAAACGCCACUCACUGUGGCCACUGGUGCUAAAAAACCAAAUAAACUGCUAAUCGCUUUGGUGAAUGGUGGUGCUCUCUUGGAUUAUCGUACCAAAGAUGGUACAACAGCUUUGCAUAGGGCUGUGGAAAAGGAUUCAUUAGAAGCUGUAACCACCCUUUUGGAGCUGGGAGCUUCACCAAAUUAUAAAGAUGGCCGCGGCAUAACACCCCUAUACAUUUCCAUAACACGCAAAUGUGAACCAAAAAUAACCGAAAGUCUUUUACACGAUCAUGCCUCUUUGGGCAUACAAGAUAAUCAAGGUUGGAAUGAAGUGCAUCAGGCCUGUCGUCACGGUCUUGUCCAGCAUUUGGAACAUUUAUUGUUUUAUGGUGCGGACAUGGAUGGCCGUAAUGCUUCCGGUAAUACACCAUUGCAUGUAUGCGCUGUUAACAAUCAGGAGGCUUGUGCUAGAAUGCUUCUAUUUCGUGGUGCCCAACGGGGUGCGCUAAAUUAUGCCAAUCAAACUCCUUAUCAGGUGGCUGUUAUUGCUGGUAAUUUGGAAUUGGCUGAAAUUAUACAAAAUUAUAAAACUGAUGAUGUCGUACCCUUUCGCGGACCACCACGUUACAAUCCAAAACGUCGCUCGGGCAUUGGUUGGCUUAGUGCCAAUGGUAGCAUUAGCGGUGGUAGUCUAAUGGGUACAUUGACGCGCAAUAGCAGCAGUAUGUGUGGUCAUCAUGGACCACCAUCACCGUGCCCCUCUGAACACAUGCCAUACAGUUCAGCAAGUUCGAGUUUAUCUGAAGGAUCAUCCGGUCAUCGUUCGCAUGAAGAUGAUAUCAGCAUUGUAACAGAUAAAUCCCUUGGUGAUACCAGCGACAUAAUAAGCGACUCAUCGGGUGUUGGCACCAAUUCCGAUUCCGCUGCCUGCUCAAUAGGUCACCCUAGCACAACGGUGGUUUGCAUGGAACCCUAUGCUGGCAAUUCUGUUGGCCAUAUACGCCUACAAGUGGGCGACGUUAUUGAAGUGGUGGGUUCCACCGACUGUGGCCUGCUGGAGGGCUAUGUUCGUGGCACCAAUCAGUCCGGCUUCUUUCCGGCCGAAUGUGUGCAAGAGGUGAAUUUGCGCCAGAAAAAUAUUACAAAUGUUGCUACAGCGAAUCCAAAUCAAUCGCCCUAUCAACAUUCACCUGCAGCCUCGUCUGUUCACCAGGGUUCACCACAAUUGAGUUUAGGCGGCAGUUCGGGUAUUGGCGGUAUGGGCAGCAUGGGUGGCACUUUGCCACGACCCAAUCUCAUACAUCAUCAGUCACCGUCGUUGUCGGUGAAUAGUAAUGGUUCCACGCAUGGUCUUAACAAUGGUCAUCAUGGUGGUGGCAUGCAUGAGAAUACUAUGUCGUUGAAAAUGAUGGGAGGUGGUCUUGGUGGUAAUCAUCAUCAUCAGAUUGGUCAAUAUAGCAGUGCUACAGCGCCCAGGGUAAAGAAAAGCGCUUUCAAUGAACCUCGUACCGUCGUUUUACAUCGUGCCAAACGUGGUUUUGGCUUUAUAUUGCGUGGCGCCAAAGCUUCUUCACAACUAAUGCAAUUAAAGCCGUCCGAUCGUUUUCCGGCUCUACAAUACCUAGACGAUGUUGAUCCGGGCGGUGUGGCUGAUAUGGCCGGCCUAAAGCCUGGCGAUUUUCUAUUGGCCAUCAACGGGGAAGAUGUGCGAGCCGCUUCACAUGAAAAAGUUGUUGAGAUGAUACGCUCGGCCGGUGCUUUGGUAUCCAUGACGGUUAUAUCACCACAGUUUCCCAAUCAGAUGCAGGCCACACCCCAAUAUAUGCCAACGCAUCAUUUGUCCUCGGGUCCCAGCACACCACAAACCUCGCAUAGGCAGUGUGCCACUUUGCCGCGCAAAAUGUCACUGGGACCUAAUGCCGCUGGCUCUGAGAGACAAGGUCGUCCAGCACCUUUGCCGCCCAGAAGAGAUCCUAAAACUACCUUGUCGGUGGGUAGGGCAAGAGCCAAAUCUAUGGUGGCCGGUCUGGAGAAUGGUGGUGAAAAGGAAGAAGAUGAAAUUCCUCAUACAAAAUCCUCUUCGGUGGAGUCGAUAGUCACACCCACUCCAACUCAUCCGGGUACACCAGUACAGUUGCGUACCGCUAGUAUUAAGGCCAGACCUACAUCAAGUCGCAUUACGGCCGCCGAAUUGGAGGAACUAUUCCAGCGUCAACAGGGUGAAGUGGUAGAUAGCUCUAAUCGUUACUCCACCAUGAUGACUACUUCACGUUUCCAAUCGGGCACGGAUAGUGGAGCAGCCACACCUCCAGCCAAUAACAGUUCACCUCUCAAGGGUCCUAUGGUUUAUGGCAGUGUGGCUGAAAUGAAACGUAAGACAAAGGCUAAGAAUGGCACCCUAAGAGGUAAACCCUGUGCUAUACCCACAGUGGGAGCUGGUGCUCGGGAUUUGAAACGUUUCCACUCCACACCAGAUCUUAAUGCCACGGCAGGAGGUUCGUCUUCCUCCAUUUGGACGCCUGCAGUGGGCAAGGGCCAUCACUCACAAGAUGAUGUGGCCACCUUGCAUGCCUCUAUGUCACGUUUGAAUACAUUGCCGCCGCCAACACAUCCUCCGCCACCACCGCCCGUUGUGGGUCAAGUAGUCAAGGUGGAGACUCGACAAAGUUCAGAGUACGAAAGCACAUUGUCGUUACAGCAAAAACUAAAGAAGCGCGUUGAAAAUGAUGCCGUUACCGCUGGAGCCAUAGAUGGUGUACAGUCGAGCUUUAAACCUUCAGCGAAUGCAAAGAUUUAUGCUUCGCCCCAAGAGCUAAUAGCCUGGAAGCUAAGACAAAACCAAGAGGUAAAAACUAGACAAAAUAUAACUAGUAUACCAGAAAACGCCACGAAUUCAUUUUAUAUUUUACAGAAUCGUCAACAAACCUCUAAUCAACAGCAGCAACAGAAUAGUCAACAACAACAACAUUACAACUCGAAUCAAGCAUUAGGCUUUCAACAAGCUACACAAAUGCAACAACAGCAUCAGCAGCAACAACAACAACUUCCACCGCCGCCACCACCACUACAGCAACAAAUCCAAAAUCAACAAACCCAACAAAUUAGUCAAUAUGCUCAACCCUCAACUUUAACACGUACCAAUUCCAAUACGAACAGCAGCACUACUUCCUCUUCCGCCAGCCAAUACGCAGUUAGUCAAACUGCUCAAAACGGUGGCAUCAAUCAUGCAACUCAAGUCAAUAGCUGUAGUAGUAAUAGCAACAAUAACAACAACAUCAACAACAAUGGCUUGCCAACGACAACAACAACAGCAAAUGUGGCUGCUGGUCCUGCACCACCCAUACCCGAGCCCGACUACAGUCUCAGCGAGUCAGAUGGCGAAGAUGAGAACUCAAUAUUGGUGGCACGUAACACUAAGCUAAACGAGAAGAUUGCUUUAAUUGAUGUUCCGGAAACGAGUGGCAAUAGUCAAGCAAGCGGUAGCAGUUCAGGCUCCGGUUCCGCUUCUAUUUCACAUUCGCUAUCGGUUGAUGAGAUUCAACGUAUACGCAGCAAUUUGAAAACAUCCAAAUCGUCACCUAAUGGUUUUGAGAAAAACGACGACAAGUCACCAACGCACGAACAUGAAACAGCCAAAAACGAUAAUGAUGUUGUGAAUAACAACAACAAUAAUGAAGAAGAAGGAGACAAUAGUUCUUCGGGUGUCAGUAGUGAUCAGGAGGUUAUUGCGGCCAGUGCUGCAACUGGAAUGCCUACAGCACCCAAAUCCACAGAUACUAUUAAGAAGAAACCAAGUGUUACUAUAAACGAAGAACCAAAAACUAUACCCGACCAAGGUAAGGAUGAAACUGAUGCAACUACCACAACAACAACAGCGACAAAACUGCCAAAAACAAGCACAACUGCAACAACAAUGCCACCUAUGCAACAAACAGCAAAACAGGGAAGUGGACAGCAACAAAAUUUAGAAACUACAGCGAAAUCUACACCACCGUCUCAACAUCGCAGUUUACAAAUAACAGCAACCACAACAACUACUGCUGCCAAUAGCAACUGCACCACCACAACCAACACCUCCUCAACAACGAGCAACCACAUGCAAACCACCAAAACAAGUGUUGCCAAUGCCAAAGCAGCAUUUGAAGCCAAAGCCAAUGCACCCACCACAGUUACAUCGGCCAUACCCAACAUUCCUACCACGGUUACGGUCAAACAAAUGGUGCAGCAACAACAUGCGCCCGUCAUACAGCAACAGCAGCAACAAAUGACAGCUGCAAAGGGGCCCAAAACACUGCUGGCCCAAACCCAACAAGUUGUGGCCAAGGCUCAACCUUCUGUGGCUGGACGUUUAGCACAGCCUCAGCAGCCACAACCCCAACCUCAUAUGAAUCCCAACCAAAAACUGAUGGCCACCCAGCAGCAGAUUCUAUUGCAACAGCAGCAGCAACAGCAGCAAAUCGCUCAUCAACAACAUCUGCAACAAAUUCUCAAGGCCAAGGCGGCAGCAGCAGCCGGUGCUGCCACCACAGCCGCCAUAGUAGCCAAACAGCAACAGCAGAUGGCGGCCAACAAGGCCGGUCUUUUGCCCACCCAAGACUCCCAAGAGGAACAGCGAUCCGAUGACGAUGGUGAUCUUAGUCCUUCACCACCAGCCAAAGGAUUCCAACGACACAAUUCGUUGACACGUAAACAAGCUGCCGCUAUUGCCAUGCAAAGAGCAACACGAUCAGCUGCCGUUUCGCUGGUGCAACUACCGCCACCCAUUGAGGCCGACAGUGACACGGAAAUGUCACUGAUCACGAAUUCCAAGUCGUCUGUUGCUAGUGGUGUUGCCGCAACUUCAGUGCAGCAUAGCGAUGAUGGUCUGGUAACAGAGAAUAUUGUGCUAGCACCACCACCACAAUUUUGCGAUUGCAAUGACAUCAAGCAUGCACCUCAGUUGCAGCAACCACAACAGCAACAGCCAACGCCUCAGCAACAGCAAAUGCAUAUGCAGUUGCAACAACAGCAACAGCAGCAACAACAACGUAUGCACCAGCAACAACAGCAGCUAUCGUUGCAACAGCAGCAAUCGCUACAACAGCAGCAGCAGCAACAACAGCAGCAGCAACAUCAUCAGUUGCAACAACAGCAACAACAACAGCAGCAACAACAAUUACAAUACCAACAAUAUCAACAGCAUUUGCAUCAGCAACAACAACAGUUACAAGCUGCCAUGCAACUGCAAAUGCAGCAUCCCCAACACAUGAUGCAACAGCACUAUGUUGCUGGCUCUGGUAAUGUUGCUACUGCUGCUGCUGGUGCCAACACUGCUGGCAAUAUGGGUACAUUGGGACGUGUUCGCAUUGUGGGCACUCUACCCAAAACCAAUCAUCAUCGUUUACAUUAAAUUUUUGUUUAAUUUUUGUGUCUCUAAAUAAUUUCUAAAUCACUUUUGUUACCUUGCAACAUUCGUUAGAGUUUUCCAAGUUCGAUUAGCUUAAAAGGGUUGGCAACAAAUUUUUGGAAUUUAAAAUUGUUUGUUGGAAGUAACAAAGCUUGUAUUUGAAUUAGUUAAUUAUUUUUUUUUUUUACUUUACAUUCCGAAAUUUAAAAAAUUAUU